AUGGCCGAGUCCGUGAGCGCCAACAGCCAGACUGAGACCUCUCCUUUGACAGGACCGAGUAGCUUUGGCAGUGCUAUUGACGCCCAAGGACUCCAGACUGUGCAUGAGCUUCCUCGAAACCAGGACAAUGGCUCGCUCGACAAUCGAUUGCUCUCGAAAAGACAGCCUCCUGGCGACCUUCGUGAUGCCAGUCCUGAUAGCUUCCUCGGACGAACCUACUCUGAAAAGCAAUUGGAAGCAUCCCCUCGACGCCUUCGCCAUACUGCUCCGGCACAUGCAGCCCCGGAAGCAUGGCAACGGGCAAAGGAUCCGUCGAUUCCACUGCGCAACGGCAAUUAUCGCGACACGAAAAGGGAGAGCACUCUGAUGCAGACGCCACCAAAGAAAGAAAGGAAAGCCGGGUUCCGGAACACCCUGCGUCGGAUGUUUACAAGGCGUUCUACAAGGGAUAGGAUUAGCAUGCCCAACCCUACAGUGUACCCUCGACAUGAUCCGGAAGAGUUUAUAACCUCUGCAACCGACGUCCAGGCAAAGCGCUCUGCCUCUGUACCGAUCAACGGCGUCCUGCGUACCAGUGGCCUGGGGUCACACCCGCCAUUCCAAACCAUCUCCAGCCCAGUUGGCGCUACAAGUAAUGACGUUCCAAGCAAUGAUAUCAUAAGCAACGACGAUACAUGCGACGAGGCUACGAGAAACCCGAUUCCUCCGCAACCAGAGCGUCUACCGCCAGAGCGGCCAGCUCGACCCCGACGUGCUAGUGUCCCAAGCGUGAUCCUAAAUAGGCCAGAGGUCCAGGAAGUAGAAGCUGCAAUCAGAGGUCUGGGCCUCCAAACCAACGAAGAACAGCCUGUUGAUGCGCACAACAUCGGCUUUGCAGUCACAAAUGGUAGUAACCCAAAGCGAAGAUCACGGUCCGUGGGUGCGUUUCGCGACACGGAGCAUCGCAUGUCUCCCAUACAGUGGAGGCGGUGGCGUAGGAGAAGUGAUGAGAUUAAGUACUGGAGGCAAAGUACCGAUAUGGGCUCUCUAGGCAUCCGGAGCUUUGAGUCACCAGAGCUGGGACGGAGACACGACGUUGAUGCCGCAGACAACGACGAUGGCAAUCUCGGCCAGCACAGCGAAGAAUUCAAUUUCGGUUUGCCAGCCGACGCCAUGCAAAUUCAAGAGCGAAUAGGUCUAGAAGAGAGAAUCGUCACGUUAGAGAUCAAGCUCAUGGACUUUGAAUACGCCAUCUCAAAGCUGCAAGCAGGCUCCACGUCGCCCUCGAGACGUCACUCUGAACGCAUUGAGAUGGCCGGACGCCAGAACUCAGUUGACAGCUAUCUCUCGUCCGAUUACCGACAAGCCCCCAUUGAAGCGUCGCCAGCUUUGCCACAAGCGACACCACCUGCGAGUCCUUCGAAACUUGGUUACGAAACCACCCCACAACAGCGCCCAACAAGCGUUGCGACGACCCUAAAAGCCGGAGCCUCGGGCCCAUACACGUCAGCACAUAAAGGCUCAAUAGACCGUAGCACUCGCACUAGCCUGACAGGUCUCACAAUCGAACACUAUACUACCCUGAUAACUCUGAUCCGGCACGAACAGUCGUCUCGUGUCCGGCUAGAGCAACAGGUCUCGAUGCUGCAACAGCAACUUGACCGCAUCGCUCCUUCCCACUCUUCGCAUUCUCACGCACACUCGAUGUCGCAGCAUUCGCAUUCUCGUUCACUCUCCUCCCAACAACGGAGACAAGGCUUUGUGGACGUAGGGAACAGAGGCGGUCACUACAGGCAGCCGCGCCCGAGGUCGAGUAGUUAUAGUACUAAUGAGACAGACACGGAUGAUGACAUAUACCAUGAUGUUUACGUUACACCGGAUAUCACUCCGGUGGAGAGAGGAGAAUAUGAACGAGGGGCAUUUGAGCGGGUAGCCGGCGUUGAAGAAGGCAUGGCUUUUUAA
Molecule: messenger RNA, 1941 nt
Organism: Letharia columbiana
Lineage: Eukaryota; Fungi; Ascomycota; Lecanoromycetes; Lecanorales; Parmeliaceae
Exons: 2
Coding region: 1-1941 (646 amino acids)
Source: RefSeq, a predicted model, not a curated record